CCACGUUUAAUGUCGGUUGGCCUCGGGAUGGGACUUUUGAUUCUGAUGUUAUUUUGCAGGUUAAAGCUAAGAUCUUCUCUCCCUCCCUAUCACCCCCCUCCGCAGGCUGCUGCGGCGGUUCCAGAUGACGUCCAAGCAGAGGGACCGGAGGUUGCUCCCUCUCCCAUUGCGGGUCGACUCAGAGAGAGGAGAGGACAGGGAGAUUCCUCACACAUCCUGCCCCUCCGACUCGCAGGAGGGGAAGGAAACCAGUUUCAGUAUUGGCCCUUCUCCGCUUCAGACCUGUAUAACUGGAAAACUCAUAACCCGUCCUUCUCCCAAGACCCUGUGGCCCUAACUAACCUCCUAGAGUCUAUUCUUCUAACCCACCAGCCCACCUGGGAUGAUUGCCAGCAGCUUCUCCAAGUUCUCCUCACGACAGAAGAAAAACAGAGGGUUAUUCUGGAAGCCCAAAAGCAGGUUCCUGGGGCGGAUGGGAGAUGUACCCAGCUGCCCAAUGAGGUUGAGGCUGCCUUCCCUCUUACUAGACCUGCUUGGGACUUCAACACGGCUGAAGGUAGGGGACACCUACGUCUUUACCGCCAGGUGCUUGUAGCGGGCCUCCAAGGGGCAGGAAGGCACCCCACCAAUUUGGCCAAGGUAAGAUCAGUAAUGCAGGGAACCGACGAGCUGCCCACUGUGUUUCUAGAAAGACUUAGAGAGGCAUAUCGGAGGUACACUCCCUUCGACCCAGAUAGCCCUGAUCAGGAAGUAAGUGUUUCUAUGUCUUUCAUAUGGCAAUCAGCUCCUGAUAUUAGGAGUAAGCUCCAGAGAAUGGAAAAUCUACAGGGGCAAAGUCUUAGAGACCUCUUAAGAGAGGCAGAGAGGAUUUUUAACAAAAGAGAAACUCCAGAGGAAAAAGAGGAGAGACAGAAAAGAGAGGCAGAAGAUAGAGAGACAAUGAGAGACCGAAAGCGGAAUAAGGAAUUAAGUAGAAUCCUGGCCACAGUAGUGAGAAAGGAAGACAAGGACAGAGUAGAGAGGAAGGGAGACCAAGGGCGUGUCCGACUAGAAAGAGACCAGUGUGCCUACUGCAAGGAGAAAGGACACUGGGCGAAGGACUGCACCAAGAGAAAAGAAAAACAGAGAGAAGAAAGAGCCAAGAUCCUCCAGCUCGAUUAGGGAAGUCGGGGCCAGGAACCCCCACCUGAGCCCAGGGUAACUCUUCAUGUGGGGGGACAGCCAGUCACCUUCAUGGUAGACACUGGGGCGCAACAUUCCGUCCUCACCCAAACGACUGGCCCGCUUAGCAAAAAGACAAUAUGGGUAGAAAGGGCUACUGGAGCAAAGCGUUAUCGCUGGACUACAGGCCGGAAAGUGCAGCUCGCCUCAGGGACUGUGACUCAUACCUUCUUACAUGUACCAGACUGUCCCUACCCCUUGUUAGGAAGAGAUCUACUAACCAAGCUUGGAGCACACAUUUAUUUUGAAGGGAAAGGGGCUAGAAUUACAGACUCCACUGGAGCGCCCAUACAGGUGCUCACCCUCAAACUAGAAGAUGAAUAUACACUAUAUAAUGCCCCCUCCUCUAUCCAGAAAGACAUGGGCAGGUGGCUCUCUAAAUUUCCUGAAGCCUGGGCAGAAACUGGAGGAAUGGGGCUGGCUAUCCAUCAGCCACCCCUAAUCACUGAACUGAAGGCCACCGCGACCCCAGUGGCUGUCAAACAAUAUCCCAUGGCAACCGAGGCUCACCAAGGAAUUAGCCACACAUCAAAAGACUAUUAG
Molecule: messenger RNA, 1764 nt
Organism: Nannospalax galili (Upper Galilee mountains blind mole rat)
Lineage: Eukaryota; Metazoa; Chordata; Mammalia; Rodentia; Spalacidae
Exons: 1
Biological process (GO): proteolysis; virion assembly
Molecular function (GO): nucleic acid binding; aspartic-type endopeptidase activity; zinc ion binding
Source: RefSeq, a predicted model, not a curated record